Molecule: messenger RNA, 631 nt
Organism: Scutellospora calospora
Lineage: Eukaryota; Fungi; Glomeromycota; Glomeromycetes; Diversisporales; Gigasporaceae
Source: the annotation of a GenBank genome assembly
UGAAAGUUCUGACGAGGAGGAGGAAGUAAGUAGUUCGGAAAGUGAAAGCAGCAGUGAAAGUUCUGAAAGUUCUGUGAGUGAAAGUGAAAGUAGUGAGGAGAGUGAAAGUGAUGAUGAAAGUGAGACGGAUGAUAGCAAUGUUCCUCUUACCAAAAGAAAAAAGGAGAGAAAAAUAGCCGAAAAAUUAGCUGAUGAAAGAGAUUUGGGAGGAACUCGAUUUGAAGAAAGUGAAGGAGAGUUUUGGAAAACUCCCGUUAAAGAUAUUUUGAUACCCGAAAGAAAUUUCCGAAAGAGCAAGAAAUAUCCUAAUCCACGAGAAACCUUUAUUGAUAGCACCACCCAUGAAUUAGCUCAUGCUUCCGAAGAAGUUCGUUUUCAUCCUGAUUUCAAUCCUUACUCUACGGAGUUUGAAGAAGAGUGUGAAGAAUAUGGCAAAAAUUAUCAUCCACGAUGUUUAGAAUUAAAAAAAGAAAAAGAAAUCAGUCCUCUUUUAUUUGCCAAAGUAGAACAAUUAGAAAGUGAUUUAUCACUUGUUAAGGCUUUUAAUAAAGACUUACAAAAAGAGAUAAUGGCAAUGAAAAGCAAUGGUAAAGCAAAAAAUAGAGAAGGAAAGAAAGCAUUUUCCUUGUAG